UCCUGCCUCCUCUGCCUAUGGAUGCUGCUGGCAGCAAGGACACAGCUCCUCUCCCAACACCCAGCUUUCUGGAAAUAAAAAUCCCCAAGCAACCCAACACGUUUUCAGCCAGGAGCGCAAACCAUGCCUGAACGUCCGAGGCCUGGACGCCCACCCCGAUUCUCACUCACGACCAAGAUGUCCAACAACACAACAGAGGCCUCCAGCAGCGCUCGCCCAGCCCUCCUAGGCCUGUUCCUGGGGAGCAUCUCCCUGGUCACCGUAGUCAUGAACAUCCUGGUGCUGUGUGCCGUGAGGAUGGAGAAGAAGCUGCAGUCCGUGGGUAAUUUGUACAUCGUGAGCCUCUCCGUGGCCGACCUGAUCGUGGGGGCGGCCGUGAUGCCCCUCAACAUCGUGGACCUGCUGAGCCCCCGCUGGCCCCUGGGGCUGGCAGCCUGCUUGUUCUGGCUCUCCAUGGAUUACGUGGCCAGCACGGCCUCCAUCUUCAACCUCUUCAUCCUGUGUGUGGACCGGUACCGCUCGGUGCGGGAGCCGCUCGGGUACCUCAGGUACCGCACCAAGAUGAGAGCCUCGCUGCUCAUCCUGGGCGCCUGGCUGCUCUCCUUCACCUGGCUCAUCCCCAUCCUGGGCUGGCACGUGUUUGCCAACAACGGGCACAGGACGGUGGAGGAGAGCGAGUGUGAGACGGAGUUCUUCGAAGUCACCUGGUUCAAAGUGCUGGCGGCCAUUCUCAACUUCUACCUGCCCUCGCUGCUGAUGCUGUGGUUCUACUGCAGGAUCUUCAGGGCUGUUCAGGAGCACUGCCAGCACCGAGAGCUCAGCAAUGGGUCUUACUGGUCCUCCAUGGAAAAAAAACCCACCCAUCAGACCAAGACCAAGGAUGAGAAAAAUAUUUGCCUCCAGGAGCAAGGCUUAGGUGGGAACAACCCCGGUGCUGACAAGCAAAGCUCCCCAGAGCCCCAAAAAGAGGAGGCAGAGCUUCAUUGCAGCCAUCCUGACAGGGCUUCAAAGGCUCUGAGUAAUGGGAAAGUCCUGAAGUGGAGCCAUUUGUCUCCCACCACAGCCAAGGCUGAGCCUGGCUUGGAUAAAGCAGGGAACAGGGGGAGGUGUGCCAGAGAAAAACCUGGGGCUAAGGAGCAGCCUGGCUGCCAGGACAGCGACUCCAGCGGGGCUUCAGACGACCACACCUUCACUGAGGUGGUCCCCAGCCCCAGAGGAGCCUGCUGCCCUCAGGGAAGGACUGGGCACAGGGACUCCAGGGGAAUGACAUUCCUGAGGAAAACCUGGCACACCCUGCACAGGCAUUCCAGGGGCAUCCAGUGGCAGGGCAGCAGGGAGAGGAAGGCAGCCAGGCAGCUGGGGGUGAUCAUGGCAGCCUUCAUGGUCUGCUGGAUCCCCUACUUUGUGCUGUUCAUGGUGAUAACCUUCCACGACCACAAACAGCUCUCAGAACUGCGCAGGUUCACCAUAUGGCUGGGCUACAUCAACUCCACCCUAAACCCCUUCCUCUAUCCUCUCUGCAACCAGAAUUUCAAGAAGACUUUUAAGAAGAUCCUUCACAUUCACUGAUGCUGGUCUGGGGUCUCCCAGCUCAAGUGCAGCUCAGGAGUUU
Molecule: messenger RNA, 1612 nt
Organism: Serinus canaria (Common canary)
Lineage: Eukaryota; Metazoa; Chordata; Aves; Passeriformes; Fringillidae
Gene: HRH1
Product: histamine receptor H1
Exons: 2
Coding region: 124-1569 (481 amino acids)
Biological process (GO): G protein-coupled receptor signaling pathway, coupled to cyclic nucleotide second messenger; positive regulation of vasoconstriction; chemical synaptic transmission
Cellular component (GO): dendrite; membrane
Molecular function (GO): neurotransmitter receptor activity; G protein-coupled serotonin receptor activity; histamine receptor activity
Source: RefSeq, a predicted model, not a curated record